GAGAAGCGACCGCACGAAGAAGCGUAAGCGCCGCCAAAGGUACACACUCUUCGUUACUUUCUAAAUUCCCCCUCGCAGGCGGUAUAUAUCCCCCGAUGACUUUGCGUUUUGCAAUCGUACGCACACGACGGGAAUCACAUCCGAGCGGAUUUUUCGCGCGCCGCGUAAGCCUGGAUGUUAUAUCACAAACCACGGAAUCACCGCAGGAGAUGGCGGUCAGUGUCGUGAGAUACCUCGCUUUCCUUGUGUUCUGCGCCCUGCUACAGUACCACUAUGCGACGGCUCAAAACAAAACUCUCAGGGACCUUUUUAACAGCACAUCCUGCGCCAAGCCGCCUUACACUUGUCCGCAUCCGCAGAUAGAGUUUUAUCUGUACACUAGAGAAACACAAAAAAAUCCUUUGCUAUUAGAUGUCCGUGACUUUAAUUCUCUUUGGAAAUCCAAGUUUAACAAAACGCAUCCGACCAAGAUUAUCAUUCACGGCUUUGGCGGUGGACGAAACUUAGCACCUAGUACAGAUUUACGAAAUGCGUAUUUCACGCGAGGCGCGUACAAUAUUAUAAUCGUGGAUUACGGUUCGUUGGUACGCGAGCCCUGUCUCUCGCAGAUCUCAUGGGGCCCGGACUUUUGCUCCAAAUGCAUCGCUCAGCUGGUGAAUUACUUGAGAGAUCAUCCACGAGGCACGAGGGUGGAGAACAUCCACGUGCUCGGAUACAGCGUAGGUGCGCAUAUUGGUGGACUCAUCGCAAAUUACUUGCCCAAUGACAAACUCGGGAGAAUUACGGGCCUCGAUCCGACGAUAUUUUUCUACAUGAACGGCAACCGCUCAAUGGAUUUAGACGAGACAGAUGCCCAUUUUGUGGAUGUGAUUCAUACAGGCGCCGGCAUUUUGGGGCAAUGGGGGCCCAACGGCCACGCGGAUUUCUACGUAAACGGUGGCUCGAGUCAGCCCGGGUGCGCCACUUCUUCUAUACUCCAAACGCUCUCGUGCGAUCACACAAAAGUGACGCCGUACUACAUAGAAUCAAUCACGACAAAGAAGGGAUUUUGGGCGGCCCCUUGCGCAAAUCUAUUCUCUUACCUGAUCGGAUGGUGCAACCCCAAGAGAGAAGAGUACAUCCUGAUGGGGGAGGAUACACCUCAUACAGCACGCGGCAUCUUUUAUCUGUCAACAAACGCACGCACACCGUACGCCCGAGGACUGCCCGCAAAAAGCCAGCGUCGGACAAGUCAGAGGCGAUCGUCCUCCCGCCAGUAUUAAGCUUAUUGAAACAACUGAUUAAUAUAAUUAUAGAAUAACAUGUAUUUACAUGAAUCAGUCGUUUUAAGCUAUAUAAGUACAUUACAUCGCUAAAAGACUUUUGUUUUUAUAUCGUUAUACCAUUUACGACUUUGUACAUUUUAAUCAUUAGAUCUCGUCUAUUUUCUUUCUCUUCCGCUUCUUUUUAUAAUUGAUAGUUGUGACGAGCAGAAAUUAUAUACAUAUGUCUCGUAUCGUUCAUUGACAUCCGAUCGACGGCCGAUUAACUGGUACAGUUAAAGUCUCGCGUGCUCGACACGUAACACUUUCACUCCCGUUCUUACCGCAGGUUUUUUACAUAUUAUUUAUUUAAAGUCACAUGUUUACAAGACGAGGUUUUCUCGAUGUAUUCAAACGGAUCAUUUUAAUCACUCGAUCAUAUUCUGAUUCAAUCCGAUAAGUCACGAGUCACGUCAUUGAACACCAUAAAACGGGGUUGAAUUGCAUCAAAUAGGAUAAUUUUGCGUAACAGAUUUAUUUCGAAAGAGACACGAUUUUUUUUAGAAUCUCUCUUAUUAAAAUUUAUAAUGUUAUUGCAUAACGCUGAAGUAAUAUGUUUCACAAAACAUAUGACUAAUUUAUUCGACGUCGUAUAGUUCCAAAAUCCUCUUUUACUCCUUCGGUAUAAAGUUACUCUAUAGUAGUGCAAUCUAAUCGAAUCUUUUACGAUAGUUGUAUAAUGUAUCAUUAUUAAUAUGUAAUAUGUAACAUAUAAUUAAUUUUUAUAGUCUGUAAUAUAAUUAAUUUAAACCUAUUAUUCAUAGGAACAUAAAAUUGUUUUUGUCUUGUGAACAGAUCUUUGCAAUACAAACAUUGCUAGACCAUAUUUGUGUUUCAUUUAGCCCUCUCUCAAUCUCUAUUCACCAUUCUAUUUCAACAAAUUUCCUCAUAUAGGUACAUUUGUAACAACAUGAAGACUGUUUAUGUUAACAACAAUAUUUAUUACAUAAUAAUUAUUACGAUAUAGUAAUAACUUCUAUAGAUUUACAAUGUACUGUCGCACUAAACCUUAAAUAGUAUGUAUAAUAUGCAAUGGAAUGAUUACAAGUUGAUACAUCUUCGUUUCAAGUCGAAGGCGAUCCUCCGCGGCCUC
Messenger RNA from Temnothorax curvispinosus, 2394 nucleotides. Its product is annotated as pancreatic lipase-related protein 2-like. Gene Ontology annotation, molecular function: lipase activity. The transcript has 7 exons. The record is from RefSeq and is a predicted model, not a curated record. Gene Ontology annotation, biological process: lipid metabolic process. Bases 96 to 1262 code for a protein of 388 amino acids. Lineage: Eukaryota; Metazoa; Arthropoda; Insecta; Hymenoptera; Formicidae.